Molecule: messenger RNA, 3110 nt
Organism: Drosophila rhopaloa
Lineage: Eukaryota; Metazoa; Arthropoda; Insecta; Diptera; Drosophilidae
Product: T-cell immunoglobulin and mucin domain-containing protein 4
Exons: 4
Coding region: 567-1700 (377 amino acids)
Source: RefSeq, a predicted model, not a curated record
CAUAAAAUUUAGUGCGCAAGGAGCAUCAGCAGCAGAAACAGGAACAAAACAAUAUUCCCGAAGGACGACAACAAAACGCGGAUAGUACAUUUUGUAGAGGACGAGAAGAGGCAGCACAUGAUUUGUAGUUAAAUCGUGGGAAAAGGAUACGGAGUUAUUGACUUUGGCACCUGCAGAAAAGCAAAGGAACAAAAUAACAAAAUCAGCAGGAAGACGAAGUGCGGAAAACAGGAGAACGGCUGAGAGAAGGAGACAGAAACGGAAGUAAGUGUAUCGUGUCUUAAUUUGAUUAAGGCCAACUCAAGAGCAGGAACGUCAGGAGUCAAAGUAAUCUCCAAGGAAGGACAAUCAACAAGAAAAGGACAUAGAUACUAUCUACAAAACAACAGAUUAAAGAAGGAGCUGCAAAAGUAGAACAGAAAAAGCCACAAAUUAGUGAUACUUUUUAGGGGAUUCAAAGACGGGUGAUAAAGAAACUGAAUUGCAGAAGAGAAUCCUCCAAAAUCCGAGGAAGAGAGCGAGGCAGCUCCGGAAGAAUCCGAGGCAGAUCCGAAGAACAGGUCACCAUGUAUAAGACCAUCAGACACGGUGAAAACAGUCUGCAGUACACGAUUCUGCCGCAGAACGACGACUUUCGCAUCGAGGGCAAGCUGUCGGGGUCGGGACGUUCCUCCGGCGGCGCAGCCACGUCCUCCGGCUCUUCCGCCUCCUCCUCCGGGUCCGGAUCCGUGAAGGUCAAGGGUCAGCGCCGCCGACGAUCCUUCUUCGCCUAUUUGGGCUUAAUAUUCGUGUGCACCGUGAUCAUUGGAGCCGUGCUAAUACCCUUUUUGGUCUCCGCCGAGUGUCUACCAAACCCCACGGAAUGGUUCUUGAAAACUAAGGCGGCCCUGAUCCGAGGCCCACAAAGAGGCGGCUCGGCGGGUGGUGAAAGGGGAGAGCCUGCUGGUAAUCCCAUAUUACCCACAGGGUCACCCCUGCUGCAGCAGAAUGUGGGAAGAAAUGUGCAGAUUGUGAAUCGGGAUGGCAUAGAGCAGUUCGUGAUCCGCGUAAAUAAGACCAAUCCGAACUCCAGCACCACCAGUAGCACCACUACCACGGCACCCACUACGAGCAGCAGCAGCACCACCACCACCACCACCACGACAACCACACCACCUCCCACAACGACUACGACUACCACGACCAGGGAGCCGCCAGUGACCACUCCGCGAUACAUGCCACCGGCCACCACAAUCACCACUCGGAUCAUUCAGGUUCCCCUACUCAAGUCCGCAGCCAAGAAACCCAUCAUGCCACCGGUUUUGGCCAAGGCUCAAGGACCUCAAAUUCAAACCGGAGCUGGCCAGAAUUCCAGGAUGCACGUACAAUCAGACGCGGAGGAGCAGACACAGGGAUCGGGAGUUGGCCUGAAUGACGAAAAAAGCAACAGCGCCUGGAUUAAGACGCACUGGGCAUACAUCGAUCCCUCGACCCUAUUUCAAUGGAAAGGUUUCAAGGACGAGGAUAGCGUGCUGCUGCCCGCUCUUUUGGGGUUCGCCCUCAUUGGAGUGAUUCUGAUCAUAACGGUUUGCCUGGUUGCACGCAACAAGCGCACAAUUGUGUCCUCCGUCCGCAAGCGAAAUCGCAAUGACAUCGAGGAUCAGGGCGCCGAGGAUAACGCCACUCUGCUGACCACCACAAAUAUGUCGGACGACGAUUAAUUAGAGCUCGUCUAGAUGAUUCCCAUAUUAUUCCCGAUUAACCUUCGAUUCAAGCUUUUUCUUUACCGGCAUGCUUAAGCGAUCCAAAGUCGCUGGGAUUUCGCCCACUUCCGUUUUAUAAGACACACAUGUAUUUACCUAGAUCUAAGCCUAGAACGCCCCACACCAUAUAUGUAUGUAGUAUGUAUAUCGGAUCUCAGCGCUGUCCAAAAAGCCAAGCUAACAUGUUAAAAAACCAAACGCAGUCCCGAAACCCAAAAAACUUUCUCUGUUAUGUUUCUUCUUCCCCUUCUCCGAAAAAAAGCAAGCGGAAAAUGAAACAAAAAAAAACAAAAGAAAUACAAAAAUGAAGAAGACUGUUUCUGAAACAACAAAACUAACAAAAGCGAGCUAAUCUUUAUAGUUUUCCAAAAAUUAAUUCCUGCUUUAAUAACUCGUUUUUCGAAAGCACCUUUUUCCCCAUCCCAAAAUUUGUGUGCGUCUGCGAGUGUGUGAGAUUGAGUGUGUGUGUGGGAGAGAUUUGCUUUCACGUUACAUAAAGAUAUAUACGUAUAAAUAUAAUAUGCAUGAGCUAAGUCGAUAUGUAAUUUGAGUUGGAAAAUCCGAAUUAUAACACUGUGUUAAUGCGAAAAGGUUCAUCAUACACUUUUCUGUUAGAUGUUGGUGUGCUAAAUCCAAAUGUCCUACCUCGUCAGUUUUUUGGUAAGUGGACCUUUAAAUGGGAAAAAGGAUGUUUGGACCAUUUUUGAAACUCAAAAAAUAAUUUUUUUAAUUAUGGCCACUGCAACUUUUUGGCUUAUGGAUUUUUAUUUCAAAUAAUUUAAUGGUUUUAGCGGGGGUAAUAUCAGAAUAUUGGUAAACCCAAUCCUAAACCCACUGUCUAAUUCAAUAACUCUUAACAAAAUCAUAAAAUUGUUUGGAAUGAAAUAUUUGAAAACCUAGUGGUAGCCAUACAUUUUAAGAGUGUAGAAAGUAAGAUUCUGAUCGCUUGUUUUUGAGUUUAAGAACGAGUAUAAACAGCACCUUUUCCAACAUUCAGGUACCUUUUUUCAAAACGCUGACGUGGCCAGCACUAAAAUCUAUUAGAAAUGUAUAUUUCCAUUAAUGUUUAAAAUUAAGGUCGAACUAUGUAACACAGUUUAAUUGAAAGGUAAACUUUCCAUUUAUCACAAAACAAAUAUUAUACUAAAGAGUGCAGUGCGUUUCAGGGCUCCAAGAAUCUAGAAAAACUAAUUUCAAACAAAAAUACUUUUUAACUAAAACGAGCUUUUUUAAACAUAAUUUUACUCCUAAUAGCGGUUAGAAUAAUUUUUAAACCACCUUUAAACGAUCUUGCUGCUCUGAGUCGCACUGUACCUCGACAUUUAUUUGAAAAAGAGUAAGAUAUACUUAUAUGCCACCAGAUCUUAA